AUGCUUGUCUUCAUGGAAAGUCCCGCAACAGGACCACGAUGCCUCAGCCAUCAGUCGCAGCUCCUCAACAAGCCUCCCGUCCUAAUCUCCCAGGAAGCUGCUGGGCUGAGCAGACUAAAGAGUCAGAGUCACCUCCUCCACAUUACCGUCACCUCCGACUAUGACAUGGAUACUGACCGCCACACGUACCGAGGUGUCUCGCCUCCAGCGACCUCUGCUGAUGCCGGAAUUGACACGGACGAGGAAGAUGGUGGGCAAGGCUAA
Penicillium bovifimosum is the source of this 264-nucleotide messenger RNA. RefSeq lists its product as uncharacterized. The transcript has 2 exons. Bases 1 to 264 code for a protein of 87 amino acids. NCBI's taxonomy places the organism in Eukaryota, Fungi, Ascomycota, Eurotiomycetes, Eurotiales, Aspergillaceae. The record is from RefSeq and is a predicted model, not a curated record.